AUGGAAUUAUUUUUGCAAUUCGUAUUAUCACUUCAAUAUUAUUUCCUGCAGAUAGUGGAGCCAAUUGUUCGCGAAUGGCGUGACUAUCGCCGUUUGUCAACAAUUCACGCUCGUAUCAGCGAUGCUCUAGCACGCAUAGAACCAACCGUUUCUGUGGUUGAAGACACAGCCGAUGCUUGGAUGUCGCCAUUAAUGAGCGCUGACAAACGGUGUUUUGGAACGUACUUUCGCGUUGGUUUCUAUGGCACUCGGUUUGGAGAUUUGGAUGGUGAAGAAUACAUAUACAAAGAAGCUCCAUUCACAAAACUCUCCGAAAUAAGUCACCGACUUGAAACGUUCUACACCGAUCGUUUUGGCAGUGAUGUUGUGGAAGUCAUUAAGGACUCUAAUAAUGUUGUUCGUGCAUUGCUAAAUCCAUUAAAAGCGUAUCUUCAAAUAACAUAUGUGGAACCUUAUUUCGACAAAUGGGAAAGGCGAAGACGUCCGACACAUUUCGAACGUAGUCAUAAUGUUAGAAGGCAUGUAAUCUCUUUGUUAUUUAUUUACGCCACACCAUUUACUCGUGAUGGUAAAGCCCAUGGGGAUUUGAAAGACCAGUAUAAACGACGAACUAUUUUAUCUACACAAUACAGUUUCCCUUAUGUAAAAACACGAAUACGGGUUGUGGAGCGAGAACAGAAGGUGCUGCAACCCAUUCAGGUGGCCAUCGAAGACGUUGAGAAAAAAACUAGAGAGCUUUCUGCUGCAGUUGCUCAAAAUCCUCCAGAUGCAAAAAUGUUGCAGAUGGUGUUGCAAGGAUGCAUUGGUACCACUGUAAAUCAGGGACCAAUUCAAGUGGCAAAUGUGUUUCUGACUGAUGUUGCCUUGAAUGAACACGGAAAACCGGUUGAUAAGUUCCAAAACAAGUUGAGACUUUGUUUCCGCGACUUCUCUAAGAAGUGUGCUGAUGCGCUUAUCCUCAAUAAGCAGCUCAUCCUUCCGGAUCAGUUGGCUUACCAGUCCGAACUGCAAAAGAACUACAUUGAGUUCACACGUAGAAUGGCUCCAGUCAUGGGUGGUGGUGGUGGUGGUGGCGAUCACUCUGCCGAAAAACAAAUCAUCACGCAUGUCGAACGUGCCAUAGCUGUUGCCACGGAAGUUGGACCGGCUCGCUUUAUAGUGCGUCUUGAAUAUAUCUUUGAUCCUCAAGUGUUGACGGAAGACAUCGUUGGUGACGUUCCAGAUGGAUUUGCCGUUAGACCGCUUAAGAUUCACGAUUAUGACAAUGGGUUUUUGGAACUGUUGGCUCAGUUGACGUUCGUUGGUGAAGUUACACGGGAUGCUUUUGAAGAUCGUUUCAAACGAAUUCGAAGAACUACUCCUCAAUCAUAUUACAUUGUUGUCAUUGAAUGUUUGAGCAGUGGACGUCUUGUUGGUACAGCAACGUUAGUACUUGAGUGGAAGUUCAUUCAUCGUGUAGGCUGCCGAGGCCGAGUUGAAGACGUCGUGGUCGACAAAAACUUGCGUGGAAGGAAAAUGGGGGCGCUGCUUAAUAGAACACUUGUAGCUCUUGCGAGACAGGUCGGUGUCUACAAAUUGUCUCUGGAGUGCAAAGACGCGCUAAUUCCAUUCUACGAACUCUAUGGCUAUAAGAAAGAUAUAGGCAACAAUUUCUUAGUGCAACGAUUUGAUAAGGAUUUGAGAGAAAUUGAGAUUCCUUGCGGAAACGAGGAAGAAUUCACAAAUCAUACUCAUCUAAAGUGGGACAAGGAGUGGAUGUUCCAUAAGCUGCCAAAAGUGAUAUUAGUUAUUGAUUGA
Molecule: messenger RNA, 1797 nt
Organism: Angiostrongylus costaricensis
Lineage: Eukaryota; Metazoa; Nematoda; Chromadorea; Rhabditida; Metastrongylidae
Source: the annotation of a GenBank genome assembly